GCUGCGGGUUGGAACCAAGGUGCAUCGACCUGCAGAGUAAAACCUCACCUCACCGGAGAGGAGAGCAAACGUGGACUGCAGAAUCUCGAACCUCUGCUGCUGUUCGAACCCACCUGUGGCUCCAUCUACGCCGUUCACCUCCUUAAAAUGGCUGUGAUGCUGAAACCGUGGACAAUGCUGGUGGCCACUGUGCUGUGUGUGCUGGUCUGUCUGGGAGCACUGGCAGACGCCUAUCCUCCAAAGCCAGAGAACCCCGGUGAGGAUGCACCACCUGAAGAACUGGCCAAGUACUACACCGCCCUGAGGCACUAUAUCAACCUGAUCACCAGGCAGAGAUACGGGAAGCGCUCAGCUCAGGAGGACGUUGUUGCAGAGCUGCUGUUUGGAGGCGACAGCAACAGAGAUCAGCGGUCAAGAUAUGAUGACUCCUUUAUGUGGUGACUCAACCACCCUACUACCUCCUCAUUGUGCUUUCCUCCUGGGGACUUCCCAGAACGCACCUAGAGGAGCCAUCAGGUGCCUCUCACCCCCUCUAAAGCCAACAGAAUGACCAUCACUGACUGGAGCACAUACUCUCUCCGUCUCUUUUAUCAUGUCCAUCGCCUCUUUUAUCCCAACAGUGCUGUGUCAUAAAUCAACAUUCAAAUUAAAAUAUGUAAGAUCCAGCGCAGCCAAUGGAAAGGUGAAGUGUGUCUUUGUGUGUAUGAUCUCUGUUCUUCUCUUCAUCGCUGUGUUGUAAACACAUUCUGUUUUGCUGUUGCCACUGCCAAGAGUAAAAACCGAGGAUGUGAAUAAAAUCAUUUUCUGUCUGAUUAACA
Messenger RNA from Fundulus heteroclitus (mummichog), 818 nucleotides. RefSeq names its product peptide YYa (gene pyya). Gene Ontology annotation, molecular function: neuropeptide Y receptor binding; neuropeptide hormone activity. Lineage: Eukaryota; Metazoa; Chordata; Actinopteri; Cyprinodontiformes; Fundulidae. Gene Ontology annotation, cellular component: extracellular region. The transcript is spliced from 4 exons. Gene Ontology annotation, biological process: feeding behavior; neuropeptide signaling pathway. The record is from RefSeq and is a predicted model, not a curated record. The coding region runs from base 148 to 441 and encodes 97 amino acids.